Paramecium tetraurelia is the source of this 681-nucleotide messenger RNA. RefSeq lists its product as uncharacterized. Gene Ontology annotation, molecular function: protein binding. NCBI's taxonomy places the organism in Eukaryota, Ciliophora, Oligohymenophorea, Peniculida, Parameciidae. The transcript is spliced from 6 exons. The record is from RefSeq and is a predicted model, not a curated record.
AUGGGGGCAUGUUCCAAUAAGAGUUAAAACUUGAAUUAGAAGGAAGAGCAAAUCACUCAAUUAUUAGAUAUUAAUAAUCCUGGGAAUGUAAAUCACAGAUAUGCUUAUAAUUUUACACUCAUUCCAAACAAGUCGGUUGGAACAGGAAUCAAAUAAACUAAUCAAUAUUCAACUAGUUUAUCCAGAAUUGAGUGGGAUAUGAUGUAAAAUUAGUUUUGGGAUAGUCAUAAGGAUAGUUCUGAAUGGCAACUAAUAAGGAAGGCCCUCUCUUAAAAAGAUGAAUCUGCAGCUCUUCAAAUUCUUAGUUAGGCCAACUUCAAGUUGAUUAGGAAUUCCAUUUAGUUGUUGGUUCGAAAUAAGCAAACAUUUCAAGUCCCGAUAUUCGUAAUUAAUGAGCCUACUUUUUACAGCAAUUAAAACUUUGAAUUGAAUUUCGAAACGUCCAUCUUAAAAGUAAUUAAGAAAGCUAUUUAGGUGAGAGUGCGCAGUAGUAAACUGCCUUAGGAUUACGAGAUUUCCACUCAGAAUACAAGUACAAUACAGGAGAUCAAGCAAAUCCUAUUGGAGGUUACAAAAGAGAAAGCAUGCAGAUUAUUUUUAAAUGGAAGAGAGUUGAUAGAUUAGAAUUAGUUAGGAAAUUAUUCAAUAAGUUCAGGAACUGUAAUCUAAGCUUUUUUGUGA